Molecule: messenger RNA, 2888 nt
Organism: Stegastes partitus (bicolor damselfish)
Lineage: Eukaryota; Metazoa; Chordata; Actinopteri; Pomacentridae
Gene: mark4a
Product: MAP/microtubule affinity-regulating kinase 4a
Exons: 17
Coding region: 490-2775 (761 amino acids)
Biological process (GO): protein phosphorylation; intracellular signal transduction; microtubule cytoskeleton organization
Cellular component (GO): cytoplasm
Molecular function (GO): ATP binding; tau-protein kinase activity
Source: RefSeq, a predicted model, not a curated record
AAGCGGAGCGGCUUGCAUCGGCGUCGCGGGGCUCCAGCGGAAGAUUCCGUCGGUCAGUAUUAUGAGCGAGCGAGAUGACACACAUCCAGAAGGAGCCGUGUUUGUUUUGUAUGGCGAAAUGAGGCAGGGGGUGGAGAGUCGCCACAGAGACGCUGGGCUCCGGCCAAACAUCACCGCAUUUUAGCACUUAUUCGAUGCUCGGGAUUUGCAUUGCAUUGCAUCUGCUGCAUCGCUGAUCGGCUGUAUUUCUGCAAAGUGCACGGAGGAACAUGCAGCUUGUUUGAGGACACCCCCCCUCCACAUAUCCAGAGCUGCCAUGAUAGGCAGAGGUCUCCUCUCGACCGCGGCUCGGCCGGUUGGAGAAGAGGCAGAUUGAUUUGGGACGGUGGGUCGCAUCUGCGGAUGUUAUUCCGUCUGUGGAGCCUGUGAAUAUCAUCCGCGCUAACACACCGUGAUUCUUACUCAGGGAACGAGGAGAAAGAAAACAACAUGUCUUCUCGAUCUGCAUUACCGUCUGGAAACGACAGGAGUACUGGAGACCAUCAUGUGUCACUGGGGGCCAGCCGCUCAGACAAGGCCACCAGCCAGUCCAGCCGCUCGCUGGGCGCCCGGUGCAGGAACUCCAUCGCCUCCUGCUCUGACGAGCAGCCACACAUCGGCAACUACCGUCUGCUCAAGACCAUCGGCAAGGGAAACUUUGCCAAGGUCAAGCUGGCCCGCCACAUCCUGACGGGCAGGGAGGUUGCAAUAAAAAUCAUUGACAAAACUCAGCUGAACCCAACCAGCCUACAAAAGCUUUUUCGGGAGGUACGAAUAAUGAAAGGCUUAAAUCACCCUAACAUAGUGCAGCUGUUCGAGGUGAUUGAGACGGAAAAGACCCUUUACCUAAUCAUGGAGUACGCCAGUGGAGGUGAAGUGUUUGACUACCUCGUGUCUCAUGGGAGAAUGAAGGAGGUUGAAGCCAGAGCCAAAUUUCGACAGAUUGUUUCCGCUGUCCACUACUGCCACACGAAGAACAUUGUCCACAGAGAUUUGAAGGCGGAGAACCUUCUGCUGGACGCCGACGCCAACAUCAAGAUCGCCGACUUCGGCUUCAGCAACGAGUUCACGCUGGGCAACAAGCUGGACACGUUCUGUGGCUCGCCGCCCUACGCUGCGCCGGAGCUUUUCCAGGGAAAGAAGUACGAUGGGCCCGAGGUGGAUGUUUGGAGUCUGGGCGUCAUCCUGUACACGCUGGUCAGCGGCUCGCUGCCCUUUGAUGGCCAGAACCUGAAGGAGCUGAGGGAGCGUGUGCUGAGGGGAAAGUACCGUGUGCCCUUCUACAUGUCCACAGACUGUGAGGGGAUCCUUCGCCGGUUCCUGGUGCUCAAUCCCGCCAAACGCUGCACCCUCGAGCAAGUCAUGAAGGACAAGUGGAUAAAUUCAGGGUACGAGGGAGAGGAGCUGAAGCCCCAUAUAGAACCUGUGGAGGACUACAGCGAUCCAGCUCGCAUAGAGGUGAUGGUCGGGAUGGGCUUCACUCCAGAGGAAAUCAAAGACUCUCUGCUCAAUCAGAAAUACAAUGAGGUCACCGCCACCUACCUGCUGCUGGGCCGCAAAGGCGAUGAGGGCGGUGAGGCCCGCACUGCUAGUAGCCUGUCCCUGGCGAGGGUACGACCCAGCCCCAUCACCAACGGGACCAACAAGCACUCCUCAGCCACCGGCUCCUCCUCCUCCUCCACUUCCUCCUCACAUAGCAAGACCCAGCGCAGUGCCUCCACCUACCACAGGCAGCGGCGACACAGCGACUUCUGCGGGCCCUCCAUGCCCGUCAUGCACCCCAAGCGGAGCCCGACCAGCACGGGCGACCGGGAGCUGCGGGAGGGACGGAUGCCCUCCCGUAAGGCCAGCUGUAGCGUGAUGGGGAGCCACAGCCUCCCCCCCUCCAGCCCUAUGGUCAGCAGUGCCAAUAACCCCAACAAGUCCGAGAUCCCAGACCGCCGCAAAGACAUGACUGCCACCACGAAUAACAUCCCUGGGAGCGCCAUGACACGCCGGAAUACAUACGUGUGCACCGACCGCUCAGGCGCCGACAGACACUCUCUCCUGCAGAACGGCAAAGACAACAGCUCCCUGGGACACCGCCUGCCCGCGGCGUCUCCCUCCACGCUCAGCAUCUCUGGGGCCGGAGCUGCCUCCUCCUCCUCCUCUUCGGACCGAUGCCGCUUGACCCGAGGCUCCACGAUCCGCAGCACCUUCCACGGGGGGCAGCUGAGGGACCGUGGCCCCCCGGUGUACUCCGCCCCGCCCACGUCGCCCACCCUGUCCCACCACGACGCCAGCCCGCUGCCCCACGCUCGCACCAGGGCCACCUCCAACCUUUUCACCAAGCUGACCUCCAAACUCACUCGCAGGGUCACAAAUGAAUCUGAGGGAAUCAGGAGAUUUGCGGUCACAAGUUGCCAUCUACCUGGGUAUCAAAAAGCGUCCGAGCCCCGGGCCGUCGGACGUGGCUGGGAUCUGAGAGGCGGUGGGCGGCGGGACCCUGCGGAGGUGGUACUGGCUCUGCGGGAGGCGGCGCUCGGAUGUGGCUGCCAGGUCCAUCAUGCCGGCCCCUUUCUGCUCUCCUGCACCCACGGCGUGGCAGGGGGCCGCGUGGCUUUCGAGGCCGAGGUGUGCCACCUUUCCACGGGCACCUCGGAGACUUCUAACGGGGUGCGCUACACGCGACUCUGGGGGGCACCGCUAGCUUUUCGGGACAUUGCCACCCAAAUCUCCAAGGACCUUGAACUUUGAACGGAGGGUGUGUUUCGUACGAGUGUGCGUUUCUGUGUGAGUGUUUAUGUGUGUGCACGAAGGGAAUCGAAGACGGGAACAAAAAAAACAAACAACGCAGAGAAGGGACGAGG